Molecule: messenger RNA, 3701 nt
Organism: Varroa destructor (honeybee mite)
Lineage: Eukaryota; Metazoa; Arthropoda; Arachnida; Mesostigmata; Varroidae
Biological process (GO): regulation of transcription by RNA polymerase II
Cellular component (GO): transcription regulator complex
Molecular function (GO): transcription coregulator activity
Source: RefSeq, a predicted model, not a curated record
AGCGAGGGAUAACACCGAAAUCGUUUACAGGAUACACGCGAUUAUACGCUCAAUUCGGUAUUGACAUUUGGGCGUACGAAACGUCAUAGUAGAAAACGUAUGCGAUCAUGGUUUUGUCAAAGAGAAAUAGCGUUUAAACCUAGCUAUUUCAUAACGAGGUCUUUGUUGUUCGUUAUGUUAAUUAAUAUCAAUAGCGUAUAUUCACACACGGUCAGGGAGUUGAGGUCGGCACGUCCAGUUAAGAAGAGUUAAACGAAAACCGAAUGAUGCUGAGUAGCACCUGUCUGGGAUUUCGAAACAGGGUGUCGGUAAAAAUGGCGGCCUGCAGAGUAAUGUCUUCUGUCGCUAGUAUGGUGUUCUCUGUAUGAAUUAACGUAAAUAAAAAAAGAUUAUUAUAAAUUUUAGCACCCGUUAAGGGUUUUCUUGUAGUUAUUGUUAACAAUGUCGUGAUAAAGCCGUGCAGUUUUUCUUUGCGUGAACUCAUGUAGAACAGUUGUUGUUGUUGUUAAUAUAUGAUUAAUAUACCGGUUACUGGAACCAGUGGCGGGGGCAAAUUAUGUGUCUAGCCUAUUUUUAAUUAUUUACUCGAGUUGAAAUUCAGGUGAACAGUGAAUGGACCAAAGUCUGUCUGACAGGUGCGGAACAACCAUAACGCCGGUCUCUAAAGAGGUUCAUGGAAAAAACGAGAUCAGUUCGGCGUCGAGUAGCACAACUUCUCACGAUGACGCACUCUUCAGCGCUUGUUAUGGAACGGCCAAAGAUGAGCUUAACAACGUGGAACCAGCUCAAGGCACACAUACUCCUGCAGCGAGAAAAGAAAAAACAGGAACUGGAAGCCGAUCAAGCGAUACAACAGAUGAAACGCGAAAUGGAACAAAAACGGAAAAGGGAUGCGAUGACAUUAGAGGAGAUCAAGGAACAGGUAGCAGCUUCGGAGAAACGUCUCCAAGAACUCCAGACUGAAAAGCAAGAGCUAGUUCUCCAACUCAAAAAGGUCUUACACGAGGACGACGCCAAACGUAAGCUCCAGCAGCACGAACAGCAGCAUCUUCUUCAACAACAUUUUGCCGCCCAACAGCAGCAGCACGCCCAGCAGCAACAAGCCGCCCAGGCUGCACAACAGCAGCAAGCAGCCGUUACCGCUGUACAACAACAGCAACAGCAACAACACGUGCAGCAGCAACAGCAGCAGCAGGUAGCCGCCCAACAGCAACAGCACGCGGUCGCUGCAGCUGCCGCGGCUCAACAGCAUCACAAACUGCUAUUGCAGGAACAACAGGCAGCGGCAGCUGCUGCAGCUGCUGCCGCUCAACAACAGCAGCAGCAUCACCAACAGCAGCAUCAAGUAGCUGCAGCGGCGGUGGCGGCGCACCAGCAUGCGGCCCAACAGGCAGCAGCUGCAGCAGCGGUUGUUCAACAAGCUGCACAACAGCAGCAGGUGCAGGCGGCAGCGGUCGCGGCACAGCAACAGGCUGCCGCGGCGGUGGCAGCGGCUGCUCAGCAAAGGCCGCAGGAGAUGCCGAGCCCAGUAUUUAUGACGGAUCAACGUUUUAUGGCAGCCGCUGCAGGGCAUCCAGGAGGUCAUAAAGUUGCCGCACCUCAACCGCAUCGACCGCCUCCAAUUAAGAGACAUCACUCACCGUCUCCUCCUACCAGUACGGCGCAGGGGCCUGGUAACUCAGUAUUUCCUCCAGGGGGCUAUCCUCCGGGACAUCCUUUCAAAGGACAGACCGCUAAUCAGUCACAGGCAAGAUUUGCGCCAGCACCGGGUCAAGGUUCGCCUUAUGGAAACGCUACUGGCAAGCUAGGUGCAUCGGCCGGGGGGGCAUACCCUUCGCCCUCACCUGUUUACUACGUGUCCAGUGGACAACCGGGAAGUCUCCAGUAUCCAUUCCCAGCUCCGUAUGGGCAACCUGGGCCGGCUCAAGCAGAUAAGAUGGUCGCCUACCAUCCCGGCCACCCUGGGCAUCCGGGGCAUCCGGGUCACCCAGGUCAACCUGGAGUAUUCAGCCCUCAGCAUAUGGCCGUAAUGUCGGCUGCAGCAGCCGAACAUAAAAAGCUUCAAGAACAAGCGGUCGCAGCGGCUCAGCGUCAACAAGCAGCUGCCGCGGCCGCAGUAGCUGCAGCUCGUGGAGAACAGCAAGCUGGCCAAACACAGCAGCAACAGGCACAUAAAAACAGCGCGGGCGGAAGCAGUGGGGUACCGACAUCAUCCGCUGCGGCCGUGGCUGCCCUUCAGCAUCAGCACAUGGUAGCAACAAUGGCUCAACAACAGCAAAUGGCCGUCGCUGCGGCUCGUCAGAGAGAGCGGGUCGAACGUGAGGGUCGGCGAACUCCACUCACGGCUGUAUCAGGCCAUGGUGGUCGUGAUCAACAUAAACAAAUUACGCCCACGUCAAGUGCAGCUGCUGUUGCUGCAUUCCAGCAUCAACAGCAACAAUUGGUUCAAGCGAUGCAGCAGCAGCAGAGAGCUGCUCAUAUCGCCCAGCAACAAGCUCAACAGCAAGCUCAGCAACAAGCGCAACAACAAGCCCAGCAAGGGGGAAGGUUCUUCUAACAACCAAACCAGAGAUUCGCCAGCGAUUAACAAACAGAAAGACAAAUAAACAGUCAGUUAUCAAUUUCGGUCAUGUUUCUGAUUUUAACACGCCAAGUCUUGGAGGCGGAAAAUGCCGGAUGUCCGAAAAAUUUCUUAAUCGUGUUCUAUAUUCUUCUCACUGCUGGUGAAAACUGGAGUCUCUACAGUUUACCUGAGCCGUUUCAGCCGUUAACAGCGAGCCGCUUGCGUUCUUCGAGGACGCUGAUAAAUAACCAUUUGGACAUGUUGUAGUUCACUGUUGGAGCGGAAACAACAAGAAUCAUAUAUAUACAUAUAUAUAUAUAUAUAUAUAUUCUGUAUAGUGUGCUAUUGACUUUCUAUGCAUAAAUAUCAACAAGCAAUCCUUGUUGGCUUUCGUUAGAUUAGGCCAAGUAAUCAUAUUCAUUUACUAGUAUCAUAUGUGUAGUUUUUAGUAUCCCUUUAGUUCAAAGGAGAUAUUUUGCUCAGUGUUUGUACCUAAAAGAGUUCCAGAAAAAAGAAAGAUUGUUACUUUUUUGUAUUUAAGAAGCAUUAUAACGACGAUUAUAAUCCUGUGGUAUUUAUAGUAACGUUAGUAAAUUGUAGACACUCUGUAUUUCAUUGAACACUCGUUCGAGGAAAAAGAUUAAAGACGACAAAUACAUCUGAAAGCAAUUAAAACAGCCAUUUUUAUGAAGGAUGUACAAUCCUAACAUUUAUCACAUACAUAGAAACCGUAGUCGCCAUGAUGGAUGUCAAUUGUGGGCGCGUAAUUCCUUAUUGAUAUCCCAGUGCAGACAACUACACACACACACGAUAUUACAACGGGCUAAAACGGCAUAAUUAUUCUUCUGUGAUCAAAUCAAUCUAGGUAUCAUGAGUAUUAUGUAUAGAUAAUUUUCUGACAGUGUAUGUCUAUGCAUGCAUGUGACGUUUAAUCGAUAAGCAAUCGAUUAGAUCUCCUAGUGGAUAGAAAUCCAUCUGUACGUGGCGGACUGAUUGCGAUAGAUAGAUAUAUAUAUUAAAAAAUAUUAGAAAGAAUAAAUGAGUACGUAGAUAAACAAAGCUCGUCGUUAUGUAGAGAUAAUAGGGAUGAGGAAAAGUGACAGGUGUAAUUUAACGAAUUGUAUACGACAAUAAACAA